Molecule: messenger RNA, 3013 nt
Organism: Perkinsus marinus ATCC 50983
Lineage: Eukaryota; Perkinsozoa; Perkinsida; Perkinsidae
Product: interferon-induced guanylate-binding protein, putative
Exons: 18
Coding region: 105-2825 (906 amino acids)
Molecular function (GO): GTP binding; GTPase activity
Source: RefSeq, a predicted model, not a curated record
CUAGCAGUUGUAUAAGUCCGUGCGUGCAAGCCUCUCAACUCCCACAAGGUUCAACAGUGGAGUAUUAUAGUCAAUCUUUAGGUCGGUGGAUACCAGCUAAGGUCAUGUCUGUGAUACCCCCUGAUGAUCCCCGAGCUGGUGGUAGUAGGAUAGGCCUUGUCCAUCUAGAUUGCAAGCCGAUGGCUCGAGUGGAACAGGUUCGGUACGCUGCUCCGCCAGUUGGAAUGCCCCUCUAUCCUGCUGGUCCCAUGUCGGGCCCUCCCCUCGACUUUAUCGACGUACCGGCAGCCUUCUCGAUGUUCAACUCCUCCCCCUCUUCCUCUCCGUCUCUCAUUCCGGGACCAUCAGUUGGUCCUCCUACGGUUCGAGUGAUGAGGACUGCUACGACCAUCCCAACAGCCUACCGCCGUGCUUCGUACAUUACCAAGACCACAAGUAUGGCAUUCAAGAACCCCGGCAAAGCUGUGCAACUGGUCUCCUUCGAUGGUGAUAAGCUGGUGGUCGACCCCGAGGCCCUCGCCCUGUUAGAGGCUCUUGGUCACGACAAGCAAAUUAGCGUUGUAACAGUAGUUGGGAUGCUGCAAACUGGUAAGAGCUACCUCCUCAACAGGCUCGUGAAAGGUCCUAACGGUGCCGCUAACGCCAGUGACGACCCGCAGAAUAAUGAGAAUAAGCUUUUGAAUAAGCUGCUCAAGUUUGGCAAGAAGAAGGAUGGGCCCGGUAACCGGCCUCCCUCGGUGGUCUUCGAAACGGGCAGCGACGUGAAUGGCUGUACCCAAGGCAUUUGGAUGUACAUCUGCGAUGAGGAACUCCACGAUAAGGUCGUCGUAUUCCUCGACUGUGAGGGUCUCGGCCGGGAUAAGGCGCAUGAUAGUAAACUCAUGGCCAUGACUAUGCUCAUGAGUAGCGUAUUGAUAUACAACUCUAAGGGGGGUCUGGACGAGUCGGCGUUCAAUGGCUUGUCGCUUGUAUGCGAACACGCUGAUCAGCUGAUCAGAGAGUUUAAUAGGGAGUGUGGUGGAGCGGCGGCGGGGGGGGUCCUUUCUACGUCCUUUCUGUGGGUCUUGAGAGACUUCGCAUUGAAAAUGGAGAACGAAUACGGCGAGGCUAUGAGCUCAUCUGAGUAUCUCGAGAGUGUUCUGAAGACCAUUGGCAAGAAGGAUGUAUCGAGAGCGAUGCUCGAGUGCUUUAUGGACGUCGACUGUGACACUUUAGUCCAACCUACUGUGAACGAAGCUGACUUGCAGAAGUUGGACUCAAUUUCUGAUGGAAAACUGCGUAAGGAAUUCAGCGACCAAGUCCAGGCCCUGUGUGGUAAAAUAUGGAACAUGGCCGCCUCUAGAGCGGUGACCAUCAAUAAGUGCGGCGGAGGUACUCCCUUCACCCCGUUUGCCUUGGCAGUUUACAUCAGAAAGUUGACAGAGCAUUUCUCUAACUCCUCUACUCUGGUUGGCUUCAGCCUGCCAUCGGUAUGGAUUCAAGUUCAGCACGAAGCGCUCGCCUCUUUGAUCGAUUCUCUGGGCCUGGCUCAUGGGGAGAAGGUCGAUGGGUUGCUGGCUGAGCUGCCUUUGGCGACUCGGGAGGUCGAUGGGAGACUCUCCGCUGCGUUGAGGAGGGUGGAGAUCGAGUACAGGAGGAAGGCUAUGGGGGAGGAGUGUGACCAGGUCUAUCAACAGUACCUCGAUGAGCUUAUGCAGAAUGCUAAGGCUCAAGAGGGGAGGGUCUAUCCCCUGAAUGACGAGAAGGCACGGAACUCUGCUGAGGAGGUAGCAGUGCGACUCACUGAUGAGGUGAUGCCAGAGUUGGUGUUGGGAUGGUCUGCGGAAGACUUGGACGUGGUCAUGUCGGAAUCGGCCAGGCUGCUCAUAGAAAAGCUCCAGUGGGUGUUGGAGGAAAUAAUGAUGAAUACUCGAGGACCGAGGGGGGCGAGGCUCAUGGUUGCUGCUGAGAAGAUCAUCCAGAUAAGUGGCCUGUUCGUGACUGAGUUAGAUAAGAAGGUCGAAGGCAUCUCUCACGAUGAACAGCUCACUAGGCGUCAACGAGAUGAAGCUCUGGUCGGUAUUGAUACGCUGAAGAAGACCGCCUUGGUGGAUCUGACGGCUAAGGUGGCUGAGCUGGAGGAGGAGUUGACUAGACGGGAUAGGAAGGAGGAGGAGCUGCUGGCCCAGUUGGAGGGGAAGGAGGGUGAGAUAGAGAGGAUGACUGAUAGUGUGAGGGAUACUGCGAGGAAGAGAGAAUCGCAGGCGAACAAGAGCUGGGAGGGUAAACUUGAGAGGCUCGAGAAGCAAGUGGAAGAGCUCACAAGGGAGAAGGAAGAGUUGGAGGAUGUUCUGGUUAGUACGGAGGAGAGGAUGAAGGAGGCUCAAGAGGGCAAGGAUGACUUCGAAUCUUCGAAGAACAAUGAGAUCGAUACGCUCACUGAGACUCUCAUUGGAAAGACUGGCGAAAUCGCGCGUCUCAAGGAAGAGUUGGAGAAAGCUGGAGCCGAGCUUGAGAGGGCCGAGGCUGCCGUCAAAGAGGCCGAGCUUGCUCUCUUCACCACCACUCGAGACAUGGCUGCUGAUCAUGACAAGAACGUUGCUGAAUGGCGCGCGAGGGUAGCACAGCUGGAGGGUGAAAAUGGGGAGGUCCGAGCGCGACUACGAGCAGAGGUGGAGGGCCGAGAGAAGGCCAUAAGGGUAGUGUACGAGGAGAAGGCAGCUGCGACAGAGGCGGCACAUGAGGCGAUGACUAAGUUGAGAGAAGAGAUAAAGGAGUUGAAGGAUAGAGUGGCACGAGGUGGCGGCCCGCGGUCUAAGCGCAAGUGCUUGCCGUUCUGUCGUUGAUAGAAUUAGUAUCUUGAGGUUGAGCAUGCAAGAUGCAAAAUAGGUUGUAGUUGAUGACAAGUUGUGACAAUAGGGUGAAGUUUAUUAUGAGUAUGCGGGUAUUGUCUAGAAGAUUCAAUUGUUGAGGUUGAGGUUAGUAAUACUAGUAUUAUGCACGCUGUAGUAGUCAUGGCAUCUUUAUUAUCCCA